CGGUGCCCGCGCCUCCCGGGCCACGGGCUCCAGCCUCUCCAGCACCGCGGGCGCCGCGCUGCUGGUGGCGGGCGCCUGCGCCGCCCGCAGCCGCAAGGUCUCCACCUCCACGGUCUGCAAGUCCUUCGAGAAUGAGCUGGGCACCACCCUUCCCAUGAAGUACUUCGAUCCCCUGGGCAUGGCCAAGGAGGACGAUGCGGAAGACUUCCGCCGCCGCCGAAUGGCAGAGAUCAAGAACGGACGCGUGGCCAUGCUUGCCACCAUUGGCUAUAUUGCUCCAGAGUACUUCCGACUGCCCGGCUACUGCAGCCCCUCCGCAGACCUCAAGUUCGCGGACAUCCCCAACGGGGUCCAGGCCCUCUACAAGAUGCCCGCGGAGGGCUGGGCGCAGAUCGCCUGUUUCAUCGGCUUCCUCGAGCUCUUCGCCAUGAGGCAGGAGAAGGACCGCGCUCCGGGCGACUUCGUGGGCUUCUCCAAGCUCGGCCUCCCGGGUGGCAGCGCGCCGAUG
Messenger RNA from Symbiodinium necroappetens, 508 nucleotides. The record is from the annotation of a GenBank genome assembly. NCBI's taxonomy places the organism in Eukaryota, Dinophyceae, Suessiales, Symbiodiniaceae.